Molecule: messenger RNA, 1387 nt
Organism: Phoenix dactylifera (date palm)
Lineage: Eukaryota; Viridiplantae; Streptophyta; Magnoliopsida; Arecales; Arecaceae
Product: calcineurin B-like protein 9
Biological process (GO): calcium-mediated signaling
Molecular function (GO): kinase binding; calcium ion binding
Source: RefSeq, a predicted model, not a curated record
UGCUUUUCAUGAUCAUUAUCUGGGUAACCAAAUCUCAUUAAACGCACGGUAAGCUUCGUGAAAAGAUAAAAGGAAAACGGGGAUCGAGGAGGCGUCGGCGUGAAGCGCCUCAUGGUUUUGUUGGGAGGCCAAUGGAUCGUCCCUCUGCGAAUGCUCCUAGAUCGAGUUUUUUGACGAUUGGGGAGAGGCUAUGCACGGCGUUCAUCCCGUUCAUAGCCAUCGUGGAGGCGCUCAUCUACGUCGUCACGGAUUGCUUCGACCACCGUCCCCCGGCCGCCCUCGCCCGCAUCUCUCGCAAUAAGACCUUCCGCGACCUCGCCCGCCUCGCCGACGACUCCGGUUGCUUUACGGUGAACGAGGUGGAAGCGUUGUUCGAGCUGUACAAGAAGUUGAGCAGCUCCAUCAUUGACGACGGACUCAUCCACAAGGAAGAACUUCAGCUAGCACUUUUCAAGACUCCAUCUGGCGAAAAUCUUUUUCUUGAUAGAGUUUUUGAUCUUUUUGAUGAAAAGAAAAAUGGUGUUAUUGAAUUUGAGGAGUUUAUCCAUGCACUCAGUGUCUUCCAUCCAAAUGCUCCUCUGGAUGACAAAAUUGACUUUGUUUUCAGGUUAUAUGAUUUGAGACAAACUGGGUACAUUGAGCGUGAAGAAGUUAAGCAAAUGGUGAUUGCUAUCAUGAUGGAGUCAAAUAUGAAAUUGUCCGAUGACCUUCUUGAAGCCAUAAUAGAUAAGACUUUUGCAGAUGCUGAUGCUGACAGGGAUGGUAAAAUUAACAAAGAGGAAUGGCAUGAGUUUGUCCUGCGACACCCUUCUCUUUUGAAGAAUAUGACUCUUCCUUAUUUGAAGGACAUCACUACGGUGUUCCCCAGUUUUGUCUUCAACACUGAGGUGGAAGAUUAAAUCAAGUUUACACAAAUCUUGGGUGCAACGAAGAGUAUGGCUGACUGUCAUGGUGGAAGGCGUUGGACGCCAUCGAAGAUGGGCUUUCACCCUCGAUAAGCUAUUAAUAAUAAUCAAAGAACUGCCCUUUGGGAAGAGAUAUUGAUGAGAUCGGAGCAACGCACUGCUUAUCUGUUCUAACCUGCAAGCUGCAUGCGAUACCAGCUUGUUUGCGCCACUCAAAUUCUCUGGUCAUGCACUGCCAUGCUUGCGCCAUUGGUUCUUCCGUAAUGUACAGAAUUCUAUAAUUCGUUGCUGUAAUUUACAAUUAGAUGCCAAUUCAAUUAUCAUUGGUACAUUAUUUUGUUGCCUAUUUCGCAUAGCAAGGAGCUGAGAAGUUGAGGUAGCAUUCGUGAUGAGAUUGGGGGAAGGUGUAUCUGCAGAUUGUGCUAGAAGUACUUUUUAUUACGGAUUUUGAGUUCCUCCAACCUCCCCUACAAUCAGAAAAA